UGAUAUCAACUACUCUAUAAAUAGCCAGGAUCUGGUCACUGCAUUAGCGCACACAGCUUGAACGAAAGAGCCACAUGCUUUUUACUCUCCUCUAGACAAAAUUAGGAGUUUCUGUUUUAGUUCUGUGCAACAAUUAGAAUGAACAAGCCCAAAAUUGUCAGACCUGAGGCGAGCCAGCCAGCACACGCGGUGUGGUUUGACAGAAAGAAAUAUGUGACCAUCAACUUUAUGGUUCAGAGACCUAAAGAUGUCCAGGUUGAUAUCCAGCCAGACAAAAUGAUUUUAUGUUGCAAAAACGAAACACACGAUGUGUUCUACAAUGAGCUGCACUUCUAUGAGAAAGUCCAAAUCAAUGACUCUAGAGAAAGAGUCUAUGACCGCACCAUCAAUGUCUUGCUAAGGAAGGUGAAGCCUGAUUAUGCGUGGCCUCGUCUCCAGAAAGACUCUGCUAAACCCAGUUGGCUAUCAGUAGACUUUGAUAACUGGAGGGAUUGGGAGCAUGAAGACAGUGAGGGAAAAGAAGAGUAUGACAGAUACAUGGAUAUGAUUCAAGAAAUGGCUGCAGGUAAUAAAGGAGAAACACCGGAUAUGGGUGAUCUUAGUGAUUCUGACUGAGAUUUACAACGCCUUCUUUAUUGUGUUGGAGGCAAGGUCACCCAGGAUACUGCAGACAAUGCUAUGUUUUCUGAA
This is a messenger RNA of Monopterus albus (swamp eel), 690 nucleotides long. It is a transcript of the gene ptges3l, whose product is annotated as prostaglandin E synthase 3 like. Gene Ontology annotation, molecular function: protein-folding chaperone binding; Hsp90 protein binding. The transcript is spliced from 7 exons. The record is from RefSeq and is a predicted model, not a curated record. Gene Ontology annotation, biological process: protein folding; chaperone-mediated protein complex assembly. Gene Ontology annotation, cellular component: nucleus; cytosol. The coding region runs from base 139 to 615 and encodes 158 amino acids. NCBI's taxonomy places the organism in Eukaryota, Metazoa, Chordata, Actinopteri, Synbranchiformes, Synbranchidae.